Messenger RNA from Alternaria postmessia, 351 nucleotides. RefSeq lists its product as uncharacterized. The transcript has 3 exons. The record is from RefSeq and is a predicted model, not a curated record. Lineage: Eukaryota; Fungi; Ascomycota; Dothideomycetes; Pleosporales; Pleosporaceae. Bases 1 to 351 code for a protein of 116 amino acids.
AUGAAGAUCACAGCCCCGGCCCUCGCUUUUCUCACGUCCACUGCUUUCGCCCUAGACCCUACAGUCUAUCGCGACCCUCUCGUCGGAAUAGAGAAACGUGCCAUCGUCGGCGCAACCGUCCUCGUAGACGGUCUACGUUACCGAACGUGUCCAAAGACGAGCUGCACAGCUCCGGGCCAGUACGCUAAAGGUACCAAGAUCAAGUUGAGCUGCUUUACCAGGACGGAUACGACUACGGUGAAUGGCGACAAAGGCUGGGCCAAGGUCUCUGGUGGCGUUGGUAAUGGAAGAUGGGUUGCAUUGGCUGGGGGCACGUACGUGACUUGGGAUGCACCAUUGAACGCUUGUUGA